Messenger RNA from Pyrenophora tritici-repentis Pt-1C-BFP, 1647 nucleotides. RefSeq names its product GroL, Chaperonin GroEL (HSP60 family). Lineage: Eukaryota; Fungi; Ascomycota; Dothideomycetes; Pleosporales; Pleosporaceae. The record is from RefSeq and is a predicted model, not a curated record. Gene Ontology annotation, cellular component: chaperonin-containing T-complex. Gene Ontology annotation, molecular function: ATP-dependent protein folding chaperone; ATP hydrolysis activity; ATP binding. Gene Ontology annotation, biological process: protein folding.
AUGCAGGCGCCAGUGGUGGUUAUGAACACGCAGACCCCGGGCGGGGAGCGGCAGUUUGGCCGCAAAGCUCAGCUAUCCAACAUCACAGCAGCCAAGACGGUCGCCGACAUUAUCAGAUCAUGUCUCGGCCCUAAGGCCAUGCUGAAGAUGCUGCUCGACCCCAUGGGCGGUAUCGUCCUCACCAACGACGGUCACGCUAUCCUUCGAGAGAUUGAAGUCGCGCACCCGGCAGCCAAGAGCAUGAUUGAGCUCAGCAGGACACAGGACGAGGAGGUUGGCGAUGGCACAACCACCGUCAUCAUAUUAGCGGGAGAGAUCCUCGCACAAGCUCUGCCCCAGCUUGAGCGCAACAUCCACCCCGUCGUCAUUAUCCAGGCUUUCAAGAAGGCUCUCGCCGACGCGCUCGAGAUCAUCAGUGAAAUCGCCGUCGAAGUCGACGUCAACGACGACGAGCAGAUGUACAAGAUUAUCAACUCCUCAAUUGGCACAAAGUUCGUCUCGCGAUGGUCGGACCUGAUGUGUGGCCUUGCCCUAAAGGCAGUCCGGACUGUCUCACUCGACAUUGGGUCUGGCAAGAAGGAGGUCGACAUCAAGCGCUACGCGCGUAUUGAGAAGAUUCCUGGAGGCGAAAUCGAGGAUAGUGAGGUUCUGGACGGAGUCAUGGUCAACAAAGACAUUACACACCCCAAGAUGAGGCGGAAGAUCGAGAACCCCCGUGUUCUGCUUUUGGACUGCACAUUGGAGUACAAGAAGGGCGAGAGCCAAACGAACAUUGAAGUCAGCAAAGAGGAGGACUGGAACAGGAUACUGCAAAUCGAGGAGGAGCAGGUAAAGAACAUGUGCGAUGCUAUCAUCGCCCUCAAGCCCGACCUUGUCAUCACUGAGAAGGGCGUGAGUGAUCUCGCACAGCACUACCUCGUAAAGGCCAAUAUUACCGCUAUCCGCCGGGUCCGCAAGACCGACAACAACCGUAUCGCUCGUGCAACAGGUGCGACGAUCGUCAACUCCGUCUUCUCGGCAACCGCGUCAGACAUUGGUACCGAGUGCGGUCUGUUCGAGAUUUCCAAGAUUGGCGACGAGUACUUCACCUUCCUUACAAAGUGCAAGAACCCCAAGGCUUGUACCAUCAUGCUUAGGGGUCCCUCAAAAGACAUCCUGAACGAGAUUGAGCGGAAUCUACAUGAUGCCAUGGGUGUGGCCAGGAACGUAAUAUGGAACCCCAAGCUGUGCCCAGGCGGUGGUGCCACGGAGAUGGCCAUCGCUGUCGGCCUGGACAGGAAAGGCAAGCUGAUUGAGGGCGUUGCACAAUGGCCGUACAAGGCUGUUGCCGAGGCCAUGGAAGUCAUCCCACGCACACUCAUCCAAAACUCAGGAAACAGUCCGAUCAAGGUGCUAACUCAACUACGUGCAAAGCACGCCGAGGGUUAUGAGGACGGCAAGCAAACUGGAAGCGUCUGGGGUAUCGACGGCGAUGCGGGCAAGGUCGUCGAUAUGCGGACGUACAACGUAUGGGAGCCUCUGGCGGUCAAGGAACAGAGUGUCAAGACUGCCGUUGAGAGCGCCUGUCUGCUAUUGAGGGUUGACGACAUUGUUGCCGCAAAAUCGGCGAAGCAAGUGAGCGGUCCGAUAGGGGGCGGUGAUGAUUAG